Helianthus annuus (common sunflower) is the source of this 1449-nucleotide messenger RNA. RefSeq names its product tubby-like F-box protein 7. The record is from RefSeq and is a predicted model, not a curated record. Bases 66 to 1220 code for a protein of 384 amino acids. The transcript has 4 exons. Gene Ontology annotation, molecular function: protein binding. NCBI's taxonomy places the organism in Eukaryota, Viridiplantae, Streptophyta, Magnoliopsida, Asterales, Asteraceae.
CAAUUUCACCGUUCUCUCCUUUUUCUCUCUCCUCCCCCCCCCCCCCCUCUCUCUCUCUAAAACCGAUGUCGUUACGAAGAACAUUCUUAUCUCGACGAAUCACCAGCAGAUCCAAAUUAAUCAACGAAUCAAUCACCUUACAUAAUGCUCAAUUCGAAUCGCAAUCACAACAGGCCUGUACCGUCGUUUACGGCAACGAUGACGUCACAUCUGAACCUGACGGCACCGGAAACGGCGAAGGCUCGUGGUCUAACAUGUUGCCGGAGCUAAUUGGAGAGAUAAUCAAGCGAGUUGAAGCCUCCGAGGACCGGUGGCCGUUGCGCCGAAACGUCGUCGCUUGUGGUUGUGUGUGUAAGAAAUGGAGAGAGGUUGUUAAAGAGCUCGUUAAACCGCCGGUUCACGGCGGUAAUAUCACGUUUCCGUCGUGUUUAAAGCAGCCUGGUCCACGGGAUACUCCACUUCAAUGUCUUAUAAAGAGAAACAAGAAGAACAACAUGUUCUACCUUUAUCUUGCUGCUAGCUCAUCAUUUACAGAGAAGGGUAAGUUUCUCUUGGCAGCACGUAGAUACAGACACGGUGCUCAUACAGAAUACAUAAUAUCACUCGAUCCCAACGAUCUAUCUCAAGGAAGCAAUGCGUAUGUAGGUAAAUUAAGCUCGGAUUUUCUUGGCACCAAAUUCACAAUCUAUGACAGCCAGCCACCACAUGACGGGGCAAAGCACUCUAGCAGCAAGGGUGCGCGGCGAUUCACAAGCAAGCAAAUAAGCCCACAAGUGCCAGCUGGCAAUUUUGAAAUUGGAGAGGUAUCCUACAAGUUCAACCUCUUGAAAUCUAGAGGUCCAAGAAGAAUGGUGUCUUCUUUAAGGUACCCUGUGCCUGAUGAACCUCAGGAAACAGAACCAAAGUUGACAAAGUCAAAGUCGGUUGCUGCUGGUCAAACUCUAUUGAGAAAUAAAGCGCCAAGAUGGCACGAACACUUGCAAUGCUGGUGUUUGAAUUUUCAUGGGCGGGUGACGGUGGCAUCAGUGAAAAAUUUUCAGUUAGUAGCAACAAUGGACCCGAGCCAGCCCGGUGGAAAAGGUGACGGUGAAACCGUGUUACUUCAGUUUGGAAAGGUUGGUGAUGAUAUGUUCACAAUGGAUUACAGGCAGCCGCUGUCGGCUUUUCAUGCAUUUGCUAUUUGCCUGACCAGUUUUGGAACAAAGCUUGCGUGCGAGUAGUGUGCAACUUGGUGCGACUUGUUACGUGCGUGUUGUUGGUUGUAUCGUGCAUGUUGACGCAUAUCAUGUGUUUUAGAUACUUCUUUGUCUCAUUCUGCAAACUGUGUUUUACUUGUUAGGAUGUAUGUGAUGUAUAUAUGCAUGACCGAACAUUAAUUUUAGUGGGACUGUUUUCUUGUGGGCUUGUAAGUGUUGGUUAAAGCAAGAAUGUGUUUUUCGUUUUUGUGAA